Molecule: messenger RNA, 4007 nt
Organism: Cherax quadricarinatus
Lineage: Eukaryota; Metazoa; Arthropoda; Malacostraca; Decapoda; Parastacidae
Product: homeobox protein Nkx-2.4-like
Biological process (GO): cell differentiation; regulation of transcription by RNA polymerase II
Cellular component (GO): nucleus
Molecular function (GO): DNA-binding transcription factor activity, RNA polymerase II-specific; RNA polymerase II cis-regulatory region sequence-specific DNA binding
Source: RefSeq, a predicted model, not a curated record
ACGUCCCCUGGCACCUCAAGGCUUGGCUGCCUCUCCCCUCACCUCCACAUUACCCCUCGGGACGCAACCAGUUACCCAGCUCCGCUAAAACCCCCUCGCCGGACCCCAGUGAAGUGUUAUAUUAGUGAGGGAGAGCGCUACCAGCCAGUGAGUCUUGAGUCUGCGACAAAGUACACACUGAGUGGCGCGUGUUGUGAGUCCUUGCAGUGACGAGUGUGUCAGCUCCUCAAGAGUCCAGCCAGACUGAAGUAGGACUUGAAGAGUUUGAAGAGCGACCUCUCGAGAGUGUUUGCAUCGCACUACCACCACCACCACCACCACCACCACCUCCUCCUAGGUCGCAUGUCUCCCUUCAAUCAUGACUAAACGCCAGUGAUACAUUACUGCUAUUUGUAGAGGCCCUCCUGCUCGCCUCUUGAUUUCUCACUUGAGUGAGAGAGAGAGAGAGGGAUAGAGAGAGGGAGAGAGAGAGGGGAGGGGGAGGGGAGAGGGAAUCCUGGGAGUGACGUCUGCAGUUCCCACACACACACAAGGAUACUCAUUACCUGCAAACUCCUGCUUCCAUACACUUACGGAAGUUUCCGCCUUGACUUCGGUGAUACGCGCCUCAUCACGCUGGAUGUCAACUCAAUAAAAAUUACUCAUCUACUGUUUUACACCGACAGACGUUGAAAACAUCCGUUUGAGAAAUCGCUUCAGCGAUUUACACGUUCCGAAAGACACUUGAUUCUCGAACUGACAGUCUCCAAUUGGUGAAUGAGCCGCGAACUGUUCCAGCGAUCGGUACUGUGACUUGUGUUCCUUAGGUUAAAAUAUUUUUUUUUUUUAUUUUGGUUGCUAGUACCGUUUGGUACCGCUAGUCUGGCCCAACUGUGGGUACUCCCUUCCCGACGGCGGUACGACUACGACCAUAACUACAACGACAAUUACCGCCCACACUUCCACGACGCUCGUCGGGGUCGUACGCCCCCCCGCCUACACACCAUGAUGAUGUCUGGAGGCAUGCCACCCACGGCGGGCGGUAUGGGCGUGAUGGGCGUGAUGGGCGGGUAUCUCAGCAGCGGGAGAGAGUACCUUGAGGGCGGCACCGUAGGCGUGGAUCCCUCGGUGUGGGUACCGCCCUUCUGGGAUGACCCGCACCUGCCCGACGCCCACCUUCACGACCCGGGUAUGGCUGACGCCACCCACAUGGGCGAACCCACGGCCAUGGGCGACGUGGGUCCCGCAGACAUCAUGGACGCUUUUCCCCCACACCAACAACAUGAGUACAUGAUGGGAGACUCUGUAGUGGUGAAGGAGGAAAGCGGACUCAAGGACGACUAUGACAAGUACAAGGACGAGGAGUACCAAUACAAGGAUAGCUACGUCAAGUACGUCAAGGACGAAGAUUACCUGAAGGAAGAGACGGCAUAUAUUGAGAGUGGAGGAGGAGGAGGAGGAGGAGGAGGAGGAGGAGGUGGUGGAGGAGGAGGUGAAGGAGGGGGUGGUGGAGGUGGAGGAGGAGACAGUACAAUUCCAGUCGGAAGUGGAGGAAGUGGAGGAGGUCUUGUUGGUGUUGGUGGUUCGCCCUCGACUUCCAUCUCCUCCUCCAAUACCUCCUCCUCCAACAGCUCUUUGGCGGGAGGCGCGUCGCUCCACCCCCCUCUGACGUCCCCCCACGUACAACAGCUCAGCUCCCUCUGCCCCCCCUUCCCCGAGGCCCACCUCACCUCCCUCUCAGGCCCCAAGGACGACCUUGACAAAAAGGGCAGCCACGGAGGAGAGAAAACCAAAAGUGGAGAUGGAUCAAAACCAAAAACCAAAAGAAAACCCAGAGUUCUCUUCUCACAGGCUCAGGUAUACGAGUUAGAGAGGCGGUUCAAGCAGCAGCGAUAUCUCUCAGCACCGGAGAGGGAACACCUAGCCAGCCUGCUCAAACUCACCUCCACCCAAGUAAAGAUCUGGUUCCAGAACCGCCGCUACAAGUGCAAGCGCCAGAGACAGGACAAGAACCUGGAAAUGACCACCGCCGCUGCCGCCGCCGCCGCCUCCAUGGCCUCCGUCACCUCCCCUCGCAGAGUGGCAGUUCCUGUUCUGGUACGUGACGGCAAGCCAUGUCCUGCAGGCUACCCACCAGCCUACCCUCCCGCAUACAACCCCCCACAGUACUCUCCUCCGGCUUACCAAUGCCCAUACACUGGCCAAACAACGGCCUACCCACAGUCCCAAACCUUCAAUCAGCAGACUUUGCGUACGUGGUGAUGGAGGAUGGGACGUGUAGCCAGGAGCAGGGACGUCUUCAAGUUGCUCUCUAAAACACACAUACACACACACACACACACACACACACAACACUGGCAGUUCCUAAUGCGCGAGACAUCGACGAAGUGCGAGACAAGUUGUGUUGAUAGCGCAUAGUGCAAACGAGAAACGAGAUCCAUACUGUCUUGAAGUAUCGAACAGUAGCUGAGACGUAUCUUCUUCACAGUGCCAAACCAAGAGAUGAGACUGGUAUUGUCUUUCUUUAAAGUGCCAUACGAGAAAAACAACUCAGUGCCAGAUGAGAGCUGAGAUAGGCACCUUAUCUUUCUCACGGUGCCAAAACAAAUAAAACUAAAAACAGUGUCAUUUUCUAUCUCAUUGAGUAGGUUGAAAGAGAAUUAAGAAAACACACGCAUAAAGUAUAUAAAAGACCACGAAUGAUCUUAUACAGCACUUUUUUUUAUGUAUUCAACGCCGAACUUGCAGCCUACCACCUAGUGUUACCGAAGAACAUAGAGUAUCCCACUAAGUAUAAUUGCAGAACAUAGCCUCCCACUUGGUGUCGCUGCAGAGAAUACGACAUCCAUUUAGUGUCACUGCAGAACACGUUGCCUUCCACCUGGUGAAGCGAGCGUUGCUUCUGCAUAGAUGAAGACUGGUAGGGAGCUCGACUUCAGAGUUCAGGUAUAUUUGUGACUGUCGAAGAAAUGGUCCUCCCCAAAAAAGUGAGCAUUUAUAUUUUCUAAGAUAAAGAGGAACAUUAGAUAAAUAUGAAAGUAUAUGUACAUAUAUAUGUAUAUGUUCGAGUGUGUAUGUUUGUGUGAAUGCCAGUGUGUUUGUGUGUAUAUAUGUGUGCGUGUAGUCUCUUCGAACCUGGAGAGUGAAUAGUGAGAAGUGCGGACAUUUUGUACUUAGUAAAAAGCAAUAAUUAUGUAGUAUAGUGUUUUUUCAUGGAAAAAAAAAUAUUUGAAAACAGAAGAAAACCUAAAAUUAAAUAAGGUGGAAAAAAUAGGAUGAAAAUUCCCUUAUUUUUUUUUUUUGCUCCUUGAGUAACACGAGAAUGAACAUAAAUUAUGUAUUCUUAAAUUAUUUUUCCCCUCUAAAGUGAUAAGGAAAUUUCCAAACCAGGACAGUGUUUCCGAUUAUUAUUAUAAUCAAAAAGAAGCGCUAAGCUACAUGGGCUAUACAGCGACAGUGUUCCUGAAUAGUGCGGGUGAACGUCUGCUAUUGGCUGACACCCCGCGCCAAAGAGCAUCUGGGAUUGGUUAGCGUUGGACGCCAAAGAGCAUCUGGGAUUGGUUAGCGUUGGACGCCAAAGAGCUUCUGGGUUUGGCUGGCGUCCUUCGCAAAAGAGCGGUAAUCUGUGUCGUCUUACCAAAGUGGAACUUAAACAUAGAAAUAAAUGAUCAUAUCACAUCUCGAAGACGAACACGGAAAGCAAGAAACGCGACAUCGAACUCGAAUACUCAGGAUCCACAUCAGCUGGUCGUCUUAAGAAGCUAGGACUAGCAAUCAUCAUUAGCCAGGUCUAACGACCAUUUGCCAAGUCUGGCGACCAUUUACCAGGCCUGACGACCAUAAGCAAGGUCUAGGGACCAUUAACCAGGUCUGGCGACCAUUAACCAAGUACAGCCUGGCCACCAUAUCAUUUACCAUCCGAUAUAAAACAUAAAAAAAAAAAUCAUCUUAUAAACAAAUUAACAUCAACUACAAGACAAAAAACUCAACUCAUAAUACUAACAAAUAUUAUUGUUUCAUUAAAUAAA